AUGGAGCCGGAGCCCCUCUACAACCUGAUGCAGGUCCCCGGGAGGGUGGACCCACCGGCCGGGGAGACACUCUCACAAGGAGAAAAGAAGAAGUUCCUGCCACCCACUUCCAGGAAGGAUCCCAAAUUUGAAGAACUGCAAAAGGUGCUGAUGGAGUGGAUCAAUGCUGAGCUCCUGCCCGAGCACAUCGUGGUCCGCAGCCUGGAGGAGGAUAUUUUUGACGGACUCAUCCUGCACCACCUUUUCCAGAAGCUGACUGGAGUCAAGCUGGACGUGGAGGAGAUUGCCUUGACCGCGGCCAGCCAGCGGCGCAAGCUCGCGGUGGUCCUGGAGGCUGCCAGCCAGAGCCUACAGGUGGAGGAGCCGCAGGCCAAGUGGAGCGUGGAGAGCAUCUUCAACAAGGACCUGCUGGCCACCCUGCAUCUCCUCGUGGCCCUGGCCAAGUGCUUCCAGCCGGAGCUGUCCCUCCCGACCAAUGUCAAGGUGGAGGUGAUCAUCAUGGAGAGCACCAAGAGUGGCCUGAAGUCGGAGAUGUCGGUGGAGCAACUCACUGAGUGCCGCACAGACAAGGACCAACCUUCGAAGGACGUCUUUGAUGAAUUAUUUAAGCUGGCUCCGGAGAAAGUGAACGCUGUGAAAGAGGCCAUCAUGAACUUCGUCAACCAGAAGCUGGACCGCCUGGGCCUGUCCGUGCAGGAUCUGGACACCCAGUUUGCAGAUGGAGUCAUCUUACUCUUGCUGAUUGGACAACUGGAAGGCUUCUUCCUGCACUUGAAGGAAUUCUAUCUCACUCCCAAAUCUCCUGCGGAAAUGCUACACAACGUCACCCUGGCCCUGGAGCUGCUGAAGGAUGAAGGUCUUCUCAACCACCCCGUCAGCCCCGAAGACAUCGUGAACAAGGACGCCAAGAGCACACUGCGGGUCCUCUACAGCCUGUUUCGCAAGCACAAGCUGAAAGAAAGCACGGACGGGGUGCCCCUGGAAUCCCCCAAUUAACCGUCACAGCCCCCAAAAUCUGCUUCUCAGAGCCUGCCUGCCAGGCCCAGCUGGAGGUCCUGAGGGCCGCAGAGGGAUCUCCUCGCCGUCCAGCCAGCCCCUGGGCCUCCCACUCUUAUCCUGUGUGCCUGCGGCACGCCCCAGCCCCCCU
This is a messenger RNA of Eubalaena glacialis (North Atlantic right whale), 1147 nucleotides long. It is a transcript of the gene PARVG, whose product is annotated as parvin gamma. The record is from RefSeq and is a predicted model, not a curated record. Gene Ontology annotation, cellular component: actin cytoskeleton; cytoplasm; focal adhesion. Gene Ontology annotation, biological process: actin cytoskeleton organization; establishment or maintenance of cell polarity; substrate adhesion-dependent cell spreading. Bases 1 to 996 code for a protein of 331 amino acids. Gene Ontology annotation, molecular function: actin binding. The transcript is spliced from 12 exons. NCBI's taxonomy places the organism in Eukaryota, Metazoa, Chordata, Mammalia, Artiodactyla, Balaenidae.